AUGGAGAGGGGCGGGAGGUCGGAGAGGGGUCGCACAGCCGGUGAUUCCGCAGAUGAAGCUGUUGGGGGGGCGGGUGCCGCUCGGUGCCAGUGCCCUGGGGCUUCUCAUUGUCUGUUGGUUUUACAUCUUCCCCGGGGGGGAGCGACUCCCGGGACACAAAGAAAUGAUCCGGCAGGUUCUACAGUUCGGCCCGAGAUGGGGGAGAAACCGGAGCAGCGGCGACUCCUUCAGGAUACGCCCAUCAAGCUUCCAUUGAAGAGAUGCUCUGUGGUGGGAAACGGUGGGAUUCUGAAGAACAGCCGCUGCGGGGAGCAAAUCGAUGAAGCGGAUUUUGUCAUGCGAUGCAACUUGCCCCCACUCUCCCGGGAAUACACUGAUGAUGUGGGAACCAAAACCCAACUUGUCACAGUCAACCCCUCAAUCAUCGAUAAAAGGUUCCAGAACUUGUUGUGGUCCAGGAAGUCAUUUGUGGAGAGUGUGAGUGUGUACAAGCAGAGCUACGUGUAUAUGCCGGCUUUCUCCACCAAGAGAGGGACGGACCCUUCACUUCGGGUCUAUUACACAUUGGAAGAUUUUGGUACCAAUCAGACGGUUCUAUUUGCCAAUCCCAACUUCCUGCGCAAUGUGGGCAAGUUCUGGAAGAGUAAAGGGGUUCACUCUAAACGACUCUCCACAGGGCUUUUCAUGGUCAGCGCUGCCCUGUCUCUGUGCGAGGAGGUUACAAUCUAUGGAUUUUGGCCGUUUCAGAUGGACCUAGGUGGGAGGCACAUCAGCCAUCACUAUUAUGAUAACAUGUUGCCUUUAUCGGGGGUCCACGCUAUGCCUGAGGAGUUCCUCCAGCUCUGGCAUCUCCAUAAAAGUGGGGUGCUACAGAUGCAGCUGGAUCAGUGCAAGAAGGAUGUCUCUUCCAAAAAGCCUCACUAAAAGGGAAUGUGGGGGAACAGGGCUUCGGGGACAGAAAUUGGGAACUUUUGGAGAUUAAGAACAUUGAGAAACUCAGCAUUUUUAAUCAUGGGCGUGGCCUGUGAUGUAUGAGACCCCAGGGGCGCAUAAGUGCCAAAAAAACAAUACUGGGACCUGCGGACUCUUUCCUUUCCUGCAGGGAGUCAGCAGGGAGUUGUACAGUAACGAACACUUUUGUAAUUAUUUCUGAUGAGAAUGUUGGAAAACUGAAUGUAGUAACUUCUUAUUCUUUAUAUCACACUGAACGCACCAGGGUGGGCUUUAGUGUCAUCAGGAAUAGAUUGGGGUCUCUGCCUCCCUGAAAUACUGACCCCCCCACUUCCCUUAUAUUUCGUUUAUUCAUUUAUAUUUUAUAACAAUUUCAUGGGCAGCUACAAAAUCCAGAAUUCACUUUCACUUUGGUUUGGCGUCUGGUCGCUCAACCCCUCAGGGGGCGGCUCCUGCUUUGCCGGGGGGGAGGAGGAAAGGGCAAGUGAAUACUGUGAAGAGCAUUUUUACACGGUUAUUCUGCAUGAAUGGGAUCUUUUUAUAAGAACCAAUAAUAAUAAUAAUAAUUCUGAGCCAAUUACUUGAAUGAUGGGAUGAGGGGGAGGAGCACCGUGCAUGUUCCUCAUUCAUUUUGCACAGUCUUUUUGUACCUUCAGCACUUUCCUGUUUUUGCUCUUUGCAGAAAAUAAGCCCCAGUAGUGAUGGGAGUUAGUUUCACUAUAAACCUAGCCCUAACCCUAAUCCUAACCCUAAUGCACUUACCAUAACCCCUAACCCUUAUACACCAACCCUAACCCUUAUAUACCAACCCUAACAUUUAACCCUUAUACACCAACCCUAACCCCUAUCCCUUAUACACCAACCCUAACCCUUAUACACCAACCCUAACCCUGGGAUCUGAUGAGAUUUCACUAACCUUUUGCCUCCUUUCGCCUUUAUUUUUAUGGCUGCCUGUCUGCUUAUGUCACCCCCAUGUUCUCCAUGUUUCUGCCUCCAUGUGCACUGUGCCCUCCCCCUAUUAUUCCAAAGGCACGCCUCUUCUUAAAAGGAAUAAAAACCCAAAUAACAAGUGAAUGUUUAUUAGAAUUACGUUUUCCUUCUGCAAGCAGAAUUUUAUUUUGGGGUUUAUUUCCCCUUUAAUUAGCAUAGCAGAAUAUUGCAGUUUGGAUUUUGAAAAUUCUGUAAAAUUUAAAACACCUGAAUUGUUGUGACUUCUGGAUGUCACUGCCGCUAAUGGAGGCUCUUUAACCCCUUCCCUGCUGGAAAGGUCAGUGCUAAAGGCUGAGCCAGUACCUAUAGUUUUCGCAGGGCAGAGGCCUUAGUACUUAUGCAGGACAGCAAACCAUCAAACAGAGGGUUAAGAUGCCCAAUAAAUAGGUCCCUUACUGUGGGCAUUUAUAUCUUUACUCUCCAGGUCUUUAAUGCAUUCGGCCUAUUGAGUCCAGCCUAUCUAUAGACAUUAUAUUCCAGGGGGUUCAGUUGAAGGCAAGCUUGCAGAUAUUAACUUUAUGUGCCCAUGAAUAAACGCCAUUGGCAUUUUCUGCUGUUACAAACACUAUCUCUGAUUGGUUCCCUUAUGCCCCGCCCACUUCAUGCAUGCUUAAAGGGCACAUUGCUUGCACAAGGCUGCUGCAUGCCAGGAGUAGAUACGGUAGCACGACUGCUUGAUGAUAACUUUAAAUAUAUAUUUAAAAAAAUCCCUUUGCCCAUCUGACAUUGUGUUUACAUUUCCCCGCCCACGAGGAGCCGGCAGUUAUAUUUCUAUCCAUUAUUUCUGUACCCCUCACCAGCAUUAUCCCCUGAACCUCUCUAUCAGUAUCACCCCUAUUCUCACCAGUCACCGCCUUUUUACCAGCACCACCGGACAUUAGAUUGUGAGCUCUGCAGGGCAAGGGUGCAUGGUGCUUGAAACCAGCUGUACAAUGUAACAGAUCAAAGAUUUAGAUUCUCAUUAAAAGAUUUCCUUAAGUGA
Xenopus laevis (African clawed frog) is the source of this 2923-nucleotide messenger RNA. It is a transcript of the gene st8sia1.L, whose product is annotated as ST8 alpha-N-acetyl-neuraminide alpha-2,8-sialyltransferase 1 L homeolog. Gene Ontology annotation, cellular component: Golgi membrane. The transcript has 4 exons. Bases 1 to 924 code for a protein of 307 amino acids. Gene Ontology annotation, molecular function: sialyltransferase activity; alpha-N-acetylneuraminate alpha-2,8-sialyltransferase activity. Gene Ontology annotation, biological process: oligosaccharide metabolic process; glycoprotein biosynthetic process; sphingolipid metabolic process. The record is from RefSeq and is a predicted model, not a curated record. NCBI's taxonomy places the organism in Eukaryota, Metazoa, Chordata, Amphibia, Anura, Pipidae.